This is a messenger RNA of Carlito syrichta (Philippine tarsier), 1966 nucleotides long. It is a transcript of the gene ZMYND11, whose product is annotated as zinc finger MYND-type containing 11. The transcript is spliced from 15 exons. Bases 183 to 1895 code for a protein of 570 amino acids. The record is from RefSeq and is a predicted model, not a curated record. NCBI's taxonomy places the organism in Eukaryota, Metazoa, Chordata, Mammalia, Primates, Tarsiidae. Gene Ontology annotation, biological process: regulation of transcription elongation by RNA polymerase II. Gene Ontology annotation, molecular function: protein binding; transcription corepressor activity; DNA binding.
UGGGCAGCCAUUGAAAUUAUACGGAACCAGAAGCAAAUUGCCAACAUUGACCGUAUCACAAAGGUCAAACCCCAGUUAGAAAAUGUGACCUCUGACCUCUUGUGACAUGUUUGGCAUUGAAAUUUCUGAGUUCUCCUGGAGUUCUUCCUGUCGCUACAGAUAUACAUAAACCCAAACUGUAUAUGUCUCGAGUCCACGGUAUGCAUCCAAAAGAGACCACCCGUCAGCUGAGCUUAGCUGUGAAAGAUGGUCUUAUUGUUGAAACUCUAACAGUGGGCUGCAAAGGUUCAAAAGCUGGUAUUGAACAAGAAGGCUAUUGGUUGCCAGGAGAUGAAAUUGCCUACAGUAUGCAGCCUUUCUCCAGGACAGCAGCCCCAAACAAGGACUGGGAAACAGAAAAUCAUGACUGGUAUUGUUUUGAAUGCCAUUUGCCUGGAGAGGUGUUGAUAUGUGACCUGUGUUUUCGUGUGUAUCAUUCCAAGUGUUUGUCUGAUGAGUUCAGGCUUAGAGACAGCAGUAGUCCCUGGCAGUGCCCAGUUUGCAGGAGCAUUAAGAAGAAGAAUACAAAUAAACAGGAGAUGGGCACAUACUUAAGAUUCAUUGUCUCCCGCAUGAAGGAGAGGGCUAUAGAUCUUAAUAAAAAGGGGAAGGACAAUAAACAUCCGAUGUACAGGAGGCUGGUACAUUCGGCUGUGGACGUUCCCACCAUACAAGAGAAAGUGAAUGAAGGGAAAUACCGAAGUUAUGAAGAGUUCAAAGCUGAUGCUCAACUGCUUCUCCACAACACAGUGAUUUUCUACGGAGCAGACAGUGAGCAAGCUGACAUUGCAAGGAUGCUAUAUAAGGACACAUGUCAUGAGCUGGAUGAACUACAGCUUUGCAAGAAUUGCUUCUAUUUGUCAAAUGCUCGUCCUGACAAUUGGUUCUGCUAUCCUUGUAUACCUAAUCAUGAGCUGGUUUGGGCGAAAAUGAAAGGUUUUGGGUUUUGGCCCGCCAAAGUCAUGCAGAAAGAGGACAAUCAAGUUGACGUUCGCUUCUUUGGCCACCACCACCAGAGGGCCUGGAUUCCUUCUGAAAACAUUCAGGACAUCACAGUCAACAUUCAUCGGCUGCAUGUUAAGCGCAGCAUGGGCUGGAAAAAGGCCUGUGAUGAGCUGGAGUUGCAUCAGCGUUUCCUGCGUGAAGGAAGGUUUUGGAAGUCUAAGAACGAGGACCGAGGUGAGGAAGAGGCAGAAUCCAGUAUCUCCUCUACCAGUAAUGAGCAGCUGAAGGUCACUCAAGAGCCAAGAGCAAAGAAAGGACGACGUAAUCAAAGUGUGGAGCCCAAAAAGGAAGAACCAGAACCUGAAACUGAAGCGGUAAGUUCUAGCCAGGAAAUCCCCACAAUGCCUCAACCGAUUGAAAAAGUCUCAGUGUCAACUCAGACCAAGAAGUUAAGUGCCUCUUCGCCAAGAAUGCUGCAUCGGAGCACCCAGACCGCCAACGAUGGCGUGUGUCAGAGCCUGUGCCAUGACAAAUACACCAAAAUCUUCAAUGACUUCAAAGACCGGAUGAAGUCGGACCACAAGCGAGAGACUGAGAGAGUCGUCCGAGAAGCUCUGGAAAAGCUGCGUUCUGAAAUGGAAGAAGAAAAGAGACAAGCUGUAAAUAAAGCUGUAGCCAACAUGCAGGGUGAGAUGGACAGGAAAUGUAAGCAAGUAAAGGAAAAAUGUAAGGAGGAAUUUGUUGAAGAAAUCAAGAAGCUGGCAACACAGCACAAGCAACUGAUUUCUCAGACCAAGAAGAAGCAGUGGGUAAAUAGCAUUUUUUUUAAGAAUCUUAUUUCUGAAAAUGUACACUGGCAUGAUAUAAAUCAGCUUAGGAAGUAUCUGUGGCAUUGCAAAAGUUGUUCCUGAAAUAAGACCAACUGUGAAAUUGUCAGCUUUAGUUAAUUUUUAAAAUUUUAAUAAAAGUAUUAUAAUCUCUC